AUGAAGGUUUUCGUUUGUUUGUUGUCGAUUACGGCAAUCGCUUCCGCCGGCUUCCUUGGAGGUGGUGGCGGUGGUGGUGGAGGUGGUGGAUGGUCUAGCGGCGGAGGAGGUGGUGGCCAUGGAGGUGGUGGCGGUGGAGGUGGCUCCGUGAAGAUUAUCAAGGUUAUUAGCCAAGGAGGUGGUGGAGGAGGAGGAGGUGGUGGCGGUGGAUGGUCCAGCGGCGGAGGUGGUGGUGGUGGAUGGUCCGGCGGUGGCGGUGGAGGUGGUGGUCACGGCGGAUGGUCUGGCGGUGGUGGAGGAGGUGGCCACGGAGGUGGUGGUGAAGAAGUCAAGGUUAUCAAAGUCAUCCACGGUGGAAGUUCCGGCGGACAUGGAGGUGGUGGUGGCGGCGGUGGCCAUGGAGGAUACGGAGGCGGCGGCCAUGGAGGUGGUGGCCACGGAGGUGGUUCAGGAGGUGCCGUAAAAAUUAUUAAGAUCAUCGAUGGAGGUAGCUCCGGUGGUGGUGGCGGCGGCGGCGGUGGCUGGUCUUCCGGUGGUGGUGGAGGUGGUGGCUGGUCCUCCGGCGGAGGUGGUGGUGGCGGUUGGUCAUCCGGCGGCGGCGGUGGCUGGUAA
Messenger RNA from Episyrphus balteatus (marmalade hoverfly), 612 nucleotides. RefSeq lists its product as uncharacterized. The coding region runs from base 1 to 612 and encodes 203 amino acids. The transcript has 2 exons. The record is from RefSeq and is a predicted model, not a curated record. Lineage: Eukaryota; Metazoa; Arthropoda; Insecta; Diptera; Syrphidae.